Messenger RNA from Megachile rotundata (alfalfa leafcutting bee), 733 nucleotides. RefSeq lists its product as uncharacterized. Lineage: Eukaryota; Metazoa; Arthropoda; Insecta; Hymenoptera; Megachilidae. The record is from RefSeq and is a predicted model, not a curated record.
UUUAUGACAGAAAGGAGGAUAAAAGAUGUUAAGAAGAAGCCAUUUUUGACUCGCUUCAUGCAUUAUCAUACGAUAUUAUUGGAUCAGCAUAUCGGUAAGUUCAACAUGUGUAAGCAAAUAAAAGAAGGUGGGACGUUCGAAACAAGGUCACGACUUUGGGACUUUCCUCGUACGUCAGAUGCAGUACGUCAGGUUGGACGUUACGUUGGUGUCACGAAUGCAGAAAUAAUACAAAUCUGGGUUUUUCUCUUGGAUGGACGGCCGAAGGCGAUCACAACAAGAAAGUUUGCCACGCGGAAACUCGUUGCGGAUUGUACAUAGUUUUGAACCAAUCGAACCCAGCCUGUUUACCGGAAUUCGACGUGUUAAUUUACGAACUUUUGUUCGAACGAGCAGACGAAGAAUGCCCUUGCGCCUCGCCCCGAGCUCUAGAUAUUGAUCCUUGUAACUCGUGCUCAUCACCAAAACCAUCAAUAUUUUAUUUGCGGCUGGUGAACGAACGUUCUUGCCAUUUCUGUUCUACUUCGUAGCGUGACUACAGACGCUUCAAGAAUACUAUGUAUUUUUGCGUAACAUUUUUACUUAACCGUAAUUCUAUGUGUUUGCAACCAUGAAUGAUGAGGCGUGGAAGUAAACUUCAUAGGAAACACGUGGUACAACUAUGACAGACUUUUGGAACAAGUGAAAAUUAGUUCUGAAUGCUAUUUUUUAAUUAUUGUCAAAUACUGUUACG